Ilex paraguariensis (yerba mate) is the source of this 690-nucleotide messenger RNA. The record is from the annotation of a GenBank genome assembly. Lineage: Eukaryota; Viridiplantae; Streptophyta; Magnoliopsida; Aquifoliales; Aquifoliaceae.
GUAAACAGAAAAAUUAUUGGAAAAAUAGUUUCAGAAGAAAGAGAGACCCCAUAGCCAACGAACUAAGACCCCAUAGAGAGAGAAUGGUAUUCAACGGUGUGCUAGUGGUCUCGGUGGCUAACAUAUCAGCGGAUAUGUGGCAAUAUAUAGCUUGUAUUCAUGAGCGUAUAAGCAGCGAGCAGUUGUUGGAUCUGGCUAUAUGUUUCCCGCUGCAACAGUUGGGUCGAUUGGCUCUCUGUCUUUGGACUUUCCUGUGCGUCCUCCCUUCUUCUUCAACUGCCGAUUCGUAUUAUUCUUCCGAUUCCGAUGACUCCGAUUCGUCUUCUAGCAGUCCCCAUUACAACCACCACCACGACCGUGAUUACUACGAUUCGCAUUCCGAUUGAUUCACCCACCGAUCGUUAUCAAAUCAUCAAUUGGUUUCUUGGUAUGGAAUGACUCCAUUAGAAGGAUGAUGCAUGCUGCCACCAAAGUUCAUAGAAGAUGCUGAUUUUCUUUCUUAUUUUGUCAUCUCUUUAUAGAAUGUGGUUUUUGAGUUUGCUUUCAAACAUGGUUUUCCCAAUACCAGCUGCAGGGCUUCCAAUUUUAUACAUGGAAGUAAAUUUAACAAGAGUAUGUCUUGGGAACUCUUCGUUACAACGCCUCACCCAAGAGUUGUGUCUGAGACGAGGAUGAUUAUUUGGAAAACUG